This is a messenger RNA of Cavenderia fasciculata, 867 nucleotides long. RefSeq names its product ankyrin repeat-containing protein. Bases 1 to 867 code for a protein of 288 amino acids. Gene Ontology annotation, biological process: activation of GTPase activity. The record is from RefSeq and is a predicted model, not a curated record. The transcript has 3 exons. NCBI's taxonomy places the organism in Eukaryota, Evosea, Eumycetozoa, Acytosteliales, Cavenderiaceae. Gene Ontology annotation, molecular function: GTPase activator activity.
AUGGCAUGCACAGAGGAAGAGUUUUUAGAGAUAUUGGGAAGUGAAGUGUCAAUUGAUAUGGACAAAUUGGUAGCAGUCUCUCGACACGGAAUACCAGAGCGUGUAAGAUCUGAGGUUUGGAAGUAUCUUGUCGGUGUAUCAAAGAAUGACAAGUCUGAAGAAGAAAGAGUUAAAAAGCAACAAGAGAUUGAUUAUAAAGAGAUUGAUAAAAAUGAUGCAGAGAUUACCAAAAAGAUUAGAAACCAUUUAAAACGUUAUCAAAUACAUAGUAAAGAAUCAACAAAGCUAAAGAUUGAUUUUCAAGGUGUCGACAUUAGAAACAAGAUUGAAAAUAUUAUCAUCUCAUACAUCAACUACAACAAUGACAUUGAAUACAACUUUGGAAUGUUGGCCAUACUUGGUCCAUUCAUGUGCACUCUACAAUCUGAAAGUGAUAUCUUUCAUUGCUAUUGUGCAAUGAUGAAAAAGAUUGAAGAGAAUCUUGCUCAAGAUAGUCUAACCUCUAGGUUAUCAAGAUUUAUGAUGUAUUUUAGAUCUGUCAUUCCUGAAUUAUUUAGUCAUUUUGAAGAAGAAGAAAUCAAUAGUAAUGACUGGGCGAUGAGUUGGAUUAGAUAUUUACUAUCGGUAGAGUUACCAUUAGAUUGUGUAUUGAGAUUGUGGGAUAGUUAUCUAUCUGCACAACUAGGAUUAGAUCUUCAUGUCUAUGUUUGUUUGGCUAUUCUCAUUAAUUUUUCAGAAGAGUUGUUAGAGUUGGAGCACUCUGAAAUAUUGGCAUUUCUUCAACAUCUACCAGGUAUAGAUAUGGAUCAAAUCAUCGCACAAGCAUAUAAUAUCAGAGAUGAUAUUAGAUCAAAUAAUGAAUUAUAG